UUCAAACAGGAUGUUAUUUUGUCCCUUUAACCACUCAUGCUAAAACAUUAGUGUAUUUGUAAUUCAAGCUCAUCGGAUGUUAUACAGGUGAAUUUAGUAUAGGAAAUAUUUUAAAAACAAGUGUUCUAUUGUGAAAAUUCAUUUACUAAUCUCUAUUUUAUUAAUAUAACUGACACAGCUUUGGAGUUCAUUUUGCUGAGUAGAGAACGGUGAAGCUACGACACUAUUUAUCUACCCGUGAAAAUAAACAACCUUAGUACAAUACACCACAGUCUUCAGUAUCGGAACGAACGUAUUAUGCCCGGGGAGUCAUACAGACUUGGAGAUCUCAACGGCAGUUACAAAUCGGACACGUCCUUGACGGAGAAAAAAGGACAAAACGGUGACAAAAUGUACAUUUCCACGGCAAAGGCGUUCAUUCUCGCCUUCCUGGCAAUCGCUGUCGCUGUCGGCGUCGGAAUUAUCGUGCAUUUCGCGGGUGGCCGAACGCUGGAGUGUAACUGUGGGUUUCCGUCCACGGCCUCCCCCUCCGGUGGAAGUGGCGGCUCGACCGCCGCCUUGGAGCAGUGCAAGGACUGGGCUAGUGAGGGAAUUGCAUACAUCUGCAAUGAGUGUUCCCAGCCAAGCCAGGCACCCUGUCCGACGUCAGCACCAGUCACGACGUCAAGGCCCGUAGUCACGACAACGCGCGAUAACGUAAUCACGACGUCGACACAAGGCAUGACCACGACAGCCCCAAAGAUUGACGUCAGAAUACCAUUGGAUCUCAACCCGCUGUUGUAUACAGUCGAACUGCAGCCUGACAUGUACGCACCGCUACAGCCAGCGAACUUUACCUUUGCUGGAAAAAUAAAAAUCCUGUUCAACUGUCGACAGAGCACGAACCAGAUCACACUUCACAGCAAAAAACUCACGUACGACGGUAAUUUCACGGUAUUCCAUCCAAAUGACAUCAAUGAUGACAGCAAAAACAUGUACAGUUCCCACUCAUUCGACAUGGAGAGACAGUUCCUGAUCGUGCACACCAAGGACACUCUAGCUGCGGGAGAAAACUACACCCUGGAGAUCUCCUCAUUCCAUGGCCCCCUGUUACCUGACUUGGCAGGGCUGUACCUAAGUUCCUACACAAGGAACGGAGCCACUGUACAUAUUGCGACGACCCAAAUGCAGCCGACAGACGCCCGGAAGACGUUCCCGUGUAUGGACGAGCCCGCCGUUAAGGCGGAGUUUGACGUCACACUCGUGCGAAAGAGCCACAUGAUUUCUAUCUCCAACAUGCCAAUUAUCUCCAACCAAACAAGAGAUGGCGAUUGGGUGGCUGACCACUUUGAAACGACCCCCAAGAUGUCCACUUACCUACUGGCCUUUAUCAUUUGCGACUUCGACUACAUCGAGCAAACCACCGAAAACAACAUUCAGUACCGGGCAUUUUCUCGACCGGAAGCGUUAAGCCAGGCGAACUACUCCCUCGAGGUCGGAGUGGACAUUCUCAACUACUUUGAGAAGUAUUUCAACAUUUCAUACCCGCUGCCCAAACAAGAUAUGAUAGCGGUGCCCGAUUUCUCGGCUGGGGCCAUGGAAAACUGGGGUCUGAUCGUGUAUCGGGAGACGGCCAUGUUGUAUGAGAAGGGCGUUUCCUCGGAGGGAAAUAAACAAAGGGUGGCCGUUGUCGUCUCCCACGAACUCGCCCACCAGUGGUUCGGAAACCUGGUAACCCCCUCCUGGUGGGACGAUCUAUGGCUGAAUGAGGGUUUCGCCAGUUACGUUGAGUACAUGGGAGUGGACAAUCACCACCCAGAGUGGAGAAUGUUCGAGCAGUUCGUGGUUGAGGAUCUCCAGGACGUGUUUGAUUUUGACGGCCUCAUUUCCAGUCAUCCAGUCUACGUACCAGUCUCGCAUCCGGACGAGAUCAACGAGAUCUUCGAUAGGAUUUCGUACGCCAAAGGCGCCUCAAUUAUCCGCAUGAUGAGGUUCUUCCUUGGGGAUGAUACCUUCCAGAGAGGACUGAGUAACUACCUGAGCAGCCGUGCAUUUGGUGCGGCCUUCCAUGAUGACCUGUGGUUUGCCCUGGGAAAUCAAUCCAUCGCGGACGGUAACGCUAUUCAAAAUGUGAAGGAAGUAAUGGACACGUGGACGCUGCAGAUGAACUACCCGACCGUGCACGUGAAACACAUGCAGAAGGGGCAGGUAACACUCACCCAGAGUCGCUACCUGCAGGACCCCGACGCCAAAGACCCCGGAAAAUACACCUCACCAUUUGGUUACAAGUGGAAGAUUCCAUUUACAUUCACAACCAGCAACAUGCCCGAGUUCAACGUCAAGUCAAAUGACGUCAUCAUGAUGAAUGAACUCACUCAUAGUGUGAGUAACCCGUCUAUCCCUCAACCGGGCACGGGAAACUGGGUGCUUGGAAAUCCGAUGCAGUACGGAUAUUACCGAGUGAACUACGACGAAGGCAAUUGGAUUAACCUUAUUCGGCAAUUGGAAUCGAAUCAUUCCGUAAUUCCUCCCAUCAAUCGAGCCCAGAUUAUCAACGAUGCGUGGUCGUUGGCCAAGUCAGGGGACUUGGACAUGUCAAUAGCCCUACAGUCGAUCAAUUACCUCGGGAAUGAGGAGGACUACAUCCCUUGGAGCGCAGCCACUGGCCAGCUAGCAUUUGUGAGCUCCAUGCUGGCCAGACAUCCGCUGUUCGGAGCGUUUUCGCAUUUCAUGAGAAACAAGACGCAGAAAAUCUUCGAUGAUCUCACGAUGAACAACACCGACGCAUCUCACCUCGAAUCGUACAUGCGGUCGACCAUCAGCGGCCUGGCCUGCGAAUACGAUAUCGACCAAUGUAAAACAGAGAGCACGAGGCUGUUUGCAGAGUGGAUGGGGAACCCGGAGAAAAACCCGAUUGACCCCGGUCUCAAAUCGACUGUUUACUGUACGGCGAUCGCAGAAGGCGGUAUUGAGGAGUGGGAAUUCGCCCUUAAUCAAUAUAGGACGGCCAAUGUCGCUGCAGAGAAAUCCCGCCUGCUCAGCGCAUUGUCGUGCUCCAAGGAGACGUGGAUCUUGAGUCGAUACCUGAACAUGGCGAUAGACGAAAAUGAGAUCCGGCGUCAGGACUCCGUGUCUGUGAUCGUCUACAUUUCAAGAAACACCAUUGGCAGAUCCUUGGCGUGGGAUUUCUUUCGAGAGCAGUGGGACUUCCUUUUAACCGACUAUGGCGCGGGAUCGUUCGGUUUUUCCAACCUUAUAGGCGGAAUCACUUCUUCGUUUAACACAAUGCCACAUUACAAUGAGCUGAAGGAUUUCAUGGAAAGCAAGACAGACCUGGGAUCAGGUGCGCGGGCAUUCGACCAAGCGCUUGAGAAGACACAAAGCAACAUCCGAUGGAUGAAUGCAAACGUUCCAGUGAUCGCGACGUGGUUGAAAGAUAUGGGGUUUUAAAGAAGCGUUGAAGUGAAGGACAAGCUGGGUCCAACUCGGGGAAGGAACAUUACGGAGGUUAAGAGAAAAGUUUUCUUAAGUUUAAACAGGCUCAUUUUGAUCAAGCAACAAUAAUGUACAUUUAUGGGGAUAAUUCUGUGCGUUCUCAUAGAACUAGUACAACCAGGCGCAGUCAUUAUAAUUCUCUAGUUUGUAUUCGGCUAUCGCUUGAUGUAAAAAACUAUUGACAAUUAAUUAUCAGGUUUCAAGUGAUAUAAAACUAAUAAUAAAACCAUCCACUGUGGAUAGACUUAGUUGGUGAAGGAAUAGUAACAUAUGGACUGCAGAAUAUCCAGUAACACGGUAAGGAGGAGAUUUCUGUUUGUGUACACACUUAAGCCUUGAUAUCCAUUAUGUUACAUGUCCAUUAUGUUACAUUCUACUUUCAACUCCGUCAAUGCUUUAUCUCAUGAUAGUGUGCCUUUAGACAUUUGUAUAUGGAAAUGUAUAUAUAUAGUAUGUUAAACGGUAGCUGUUGUCUGUUUUAAAUGUUCAACAUGUUUGUCAAUGAAAUAUAGACACAUA
This is a messenger RNA of Mya arenaria, 3993 nucleotides long. Its product is annotated as aminopeptidase N-like. Gene Ontology annotation, biological process: peptide catabolic process; proteolysis. The record is from RefSeq and is a predicted model, not a curated record. The transcript has 25 exons. NCBI's taxonomy places the organism in Eukaryota, Metazoa, Mollusca, Bivalvia, Myida, Myidae. Gene Ontology annotation, cellular component: cytoplasm. Gene Ontology annotation, molecular function: metalloaminopeptidase activity; zinc ion binding; peptide binding. The coding region runs from base 298 to 3429 and encodes 1043 amino acids.